GAGGAAUGCCAGCUCCUGAGCAGGCCUCAUUGGUGGAGGAGGGGCAACCACAGACCCGCCAGGAAGCUGCCCCCACUGGCCCAGGCAUGGAACCCGAGACCACAGCCACCACUAUUCUAGCUUCCGUGAAGGAGCAGGAGCUUCAGUUUCAGCGACUAACCCGAGAACUGGAGGUGGAAAGGCAGAUUGUUGCCAGUCAGCUAGAAAGAUGUAGGCUUGGAGCAGAAUCACCAAGCAUCGCGAGCACCAGCUCAACUGAGAAGUCAUUUCCUUGGAGAUCAACAGAUGUGCCAAAUACUGGUGUAAACAAACCUAGAGCUUCGGACGCUGUCCAUCCCAAUAACUAUCUCAUCAGGACAGAGCCAGAGCAAGGAACCCUCUACUCACCAGAACAGACGUCUCUCCAUGAAAGUGAGGGAUCAUUGGGUAACUCAAGAAGUUCAACACAAAUGAAUUCUUAUUCCGACAGUGGAUACCAGGAAGCAGGGAGUUUCCACAACAGCCAGAACUUGAGUAAGGCAGAUAAUAGGCCACAACAUUCAUUCAUAGGAUCAACUAAUAACCACCUGGUGAGGAAUUCAAGAGCUGAAGGACAAACACUGGUUCAGCCAUCAGUAGCCAAUCGGGCCAUGAGAAGAGUUAGUUCAGUUCCAUCUAGAGCACAGUCUCCUUCUUAUGUUAUCAGCACAGGCGUGUCUCCUUCAAGGGGGUCACUGAGAACUUCUCUUGGUAGUGGAUUCGGCUCUCCAUCAGUGACCGACUCCCGACCACUGAACCCCAGUGCAUAUUCCUCCACCACAUUACCUGCUCAGCGGGCAGCCUCUCCGUACUCUGCACAGAGGCCCGCCUCCCCAUCAGCUGUACGUCGGAUUGGGUCGGUCACCUCCCGGCAGACCUCCAGUCCCAACGGGCCAACCCCUCAGUACCAAACGACCACCAGAGUGGGGUCCCCACUGACCCUGACGGAUGCACAGACUCGAGUAGCUUCCCCAUCCCAAGGCCAGGUGGGGUCAUUAUCCCCCAAACGCUCAGGGAUGACCGCCGUACCGCAGCAUCUGGGACCUUCACUGCAAAGGACUGUUCAUGACAUGGAACAAUUUGGACAGCAGCAGUAUGACAUUUACGAGAGGAUGGUUCCACCUCGGCCAGACAGCCUGACAGGCUUACGGAGUUCCUAUGCUAGUCAGCACAGCCAGCUUGGACAAGACCUUCGUUCAACUGUGUCUCCCGACUUGCACAUCACUCCUAUCUAUGAGGGGAGGACCUAUUACAGCCCAGUUUACCGCAGCCCAAACCACGGAACCGUGGAGCUCCAAGGAUCGCAGACAGCACUGUACCGCACAGGUUCGGUAGGUGUUGGAAAUCUGCAAAGGACGUCCAGCCAACGAAGUACCCUUACAUACCAAAGAAAUAAUUAUGCUCUGAACACAACAGCUACCUAUGCGGAGCCCUACAGGCCAAUACAAUACCGAGUGCAAGAGUGCAAUUAUAACAGGCUUCAGCACAUAGCACCAGCUGAUGACGGCACCACGAGAUCCCCAUCAAUAGACAGCAUUCAGAAAGAUCCCAGGGAGUUUGCCUGGCGUGAUCCCGAGUUACCUGAAGUCAUUCACAUGCUGCAGCACCAGUUCCCGUCAGUUCAGGCAAACGCAGCAGCCUACCUGCAACACCUGUGCUUUGGCGACAACAAAGUGAAGCUAGAGGUGUGUAGGUUAGGGGGAAUCAAGCAUCUGGUUGACCUUUUGGACCACAGAGUUUUGGAAGUUCAGAAGAAUGCUUGUGGUGCCCUCCGAAACCUUGUUUUUGGCAAGUCUACAGAUGAAAAUAAAAUCGCGAUGAAGAAUGUUGGUGGGAUACCUGCCUUGUUGCGACUGUUGAGAAAAUCUGUCGAUGCAGAAGUAAGGGAGCUGGUCACAGGAGUUCUUUGGAAUUUAUCCUCAUGUGAUGCCGUAAAGAUGGCAAUCAUCCGCGAUGCUCUCUCAACCCUGACAAACACUGUGAUCGUUCCACAUUCUGGAUGGAAUAACUCUUCUUUUGAUGACGAUCAUAAAAUUAAAUUUCAGACUUCACUUGUUCUGCGUAAUACGACAGGUUGCCUGAGGAAUCUCAGCUCCGCGGGGGAGGAAGCGCGAAGGCAGAUGCGAUCCUGUGAGGGGCUGGUGGACUCUCUGCUGUACGUGAUCCAUACGUGUGUGAACACAUCUGACUACGACAGCAAGACCGUGGAGAACUGCGUGUGCACACUGAGGAACCUGUCGUAUCGGCUGGAGCUGGAGGUGCCCCAGGCCCGGCCGCUGGGGCUGAACGAAUUGGAUGACCUACUCGGAAAAGAGUCUCCCAGCAAAGACUUGGAGCCAAGCUGCUGGGGGAAGAAGAAGAAGAAGAAAAAGAGAACACCACAAGAGGAUCAAUGGGAUGGAGUUGGUCCUAUCCCAGGACUGUCGAAGUCCCCCAAAGGGGUUGAGAUGCUGUGGCAUCCGUCAGUGGUAAAACCAUAUCUGAAUCUUCUAGCAGAAAGUUCCAACCCAGCCACCUUGGAAGGCUCUGCUGGAUCUCUCCAGAACCUCUCUGCCGGAAACUGGAAGUUUGCAGCGUACAUCCGAGCAGCUGUCCGCAAAGAAAAAGGGCUCCCCAUCCUUGUAGAACUUCUGAGAAUGGACAAUGAUAGAGUUGUUUCUUCUGUGGCGACUGCCUUGAGGAAUAUGGCCCUAGAUGUCCGCAACAAGGAGCUCAUAGGUAAAUACGCCAUGCGAGACCUGGUCAACAGGCUUCCGGGUGGUACCAGCCCCAGCGUGCUGUCGGAUGAGACCGUGGCAGCCAUCUGCUGCGCCCUGCACGAGGUCACCAGCAAGAACAUGGAGAAUGCCAAGGCCCUGGCUGACUCGGGGGGCAUAGAAAAGCUGGUGAACAUAACCAAGGGCAGAGGAGACAGAUCAUCUCUGAAAGUGGUGAAGGCAGCAGCCCAGGUCUUGAAUACAUUAUGGCAAUAUCGGGACCUCCGGAGCAUCUAUAAAAAGGAUGGGUGGAAUCAGAACCAUUUUAUUACACCUGUGUCAACAUUAGAGCGAGACCGAUUCAAAUCACAUCCUUCGUUGUCUACCACCAACCAACAGAUGUCACCUGUCAUUCAGUCAGUCGGCAGUACCUCUUCCUCACCAGCACUGUUAGGAAUCAGAGACCCUCGCUCUGAAUACGAUAGGACCCAGCCACCUAUGCAGUAUUACGGUAGCCAAGGGGAUGCCACACAUAGAGGCCUGUACCCUGGUAAGACGCCAGUCGGGUGUGUGAUAGAGUAUCUCGAAAAGCCGCGUGUCCCCAGGCACUUGGCCGGUGGCCUGGGAGGUAACCUCUGCCUGCAAUGAGAUGGUCCCCCAGCAGCAAACCAUGGUCCAGUCUCUGCAUCUCCUGCUUCAGGGCCUUUUCCACUUGUUUUAAGUAAAAACAAGUGAGGGUAGUGGUCUGGUGACCGCACAUAAAAUGAGCACUGUAUCCAAACGAGAAAGCGUUUCCGACUCCCCUGCAGCGCAGGCCCUUUGUCCUGCCCCCCUCCCCCCUCCCCUGUGUGUUCCAGAACCCUGAGCUCUGUGACACUUGGCAGGCCCACAUCUCCUGGACUGACUCAUAAAUUCAAACCUGCGGAUGGAGAUUAAUUCCACUUACAUUUUUGUGGAGAAGAGUUUGAAUGAAUAACAAAAUAUAUAACGGGAUUCUCCUCAGAGUGAUUAUUUUUUAAGAAUAACAAAAAUGAUGUUGCCCAGUAUUAAUAUUUUUAUGUCCUAUUCAGAAAGCCCUGCAUAUAAUUUACUUAAAGAAGGCCAACCUGAAGGGUUACCAAGGUUUCCUAUUGUCUCCAUUCUCAACUAUGUUGCAAAUUAGUACUCUACAGGUUUCAAAUGAAGCAGUGUGAGCUACCAAAAAGUGGGGGAGAAACCCUCCUUUCUCAACAACAACAAAAAAAAACUGUUUCUUAAAAAGAAAGAAAUAAAAACUGGUGGCAAUUUAACAACUGCUGGGGGAGCAGUCUCAGUUGUGCUGUUGUCUUUAAGAUUGUGAUUUCACAGGACUGUUUACUAAUCAACUACUGUUACUAUGGCAAUUAAUAGCUCAGAAAAUUGCAGAUGCUACAUUUCAAACACCAAGCUCUUUGCAGAGGAAAUGCACAUACCAACUGAAGUGCAUUGUUGCUUCAGGUUUGCGGCAGCCUGCUUUAUUUUAAAGAUCGCCUCCUUAGCAUGCACGCCCUUCUGUAUCUUCUUUGCUUGCUUCAAUAAACUAAUUUGCCUCAAAUAUGUUUCAUUUUCCUCAUUAAAAAAAAAAUAAAAAUCUUUGCUAGCCUUAACAGUACUUGAAGGGUACCCAAUGACAUCAUUGGGAGUCUACUGUGGACUCAUGAAGACAGCUAUCUGAUUACCAGGUUCUUUUUGUUUUGAAACAUACUUAAAUAUGGUGGACACAAGGAUGUGCCCCCAGGUGGCCGGCCUGUUAGAACACACCUGUGCCUGCUCCUUCCAGGACCUGGGAUUUUGAAUCAACGCUGUUCUGAGGGCAUGGAGCUUGUUCCACUGUGUUUCCCUACCCCCUCAUCUGACCCAGUUCUCUAGCUCAGAGCCCUGGAAAAGCCGUGUUCCUUGGCACAGGGAGCGAGUCUGCUCUUCAGAGCCAGCCAGGGAAAUCUUCACAGGUGGGAAGAGCUCAACCCGAGGUUGAGAAGGAACCCUUUUUGGAUGAGCUAUGCAUUGGCAUUGCUUUUUGGUGAAACACACAGCCUCUCUUUGCCGUAUUCAUUAGCCCCUAAGAACCCUGGGUAAGCAGCAAGCAGGCUUGAUCCAGGGCACCCAGGCUGCUGACUGGUCCGGGGCUGUGCUGGCACCGGGGAAGGCAGGGCCUGUCGGGGACGCCACCAGCCCUAGAGCAGGGAGUCCACACAACCUAAUGGGACAGAGUAAUGAGCACUAGUUUUAAUUUC
Messenger RNA from Globicephala melas (long-finned pilot whale), 4966 nucleotides. The record is from RefSeq and is a predicted model, not a curated record. NCBI's taxonomy places the organism in Eukaryota, Metazoa, Chordata, Mammalia, Artiodactyla, Delphinidae.